Messenger RNA from Rotaria sp. Silwood2, 501 nucleotides. NCBI's taxonomy places the organism in Eukaryota, Metazoa, Rotifera, Eurotatoria, Philodinida, Philodinidae. The record is from the annotation of a GenBank genome assembly.
AUGGAUCUGGAGUCUGAAAAUUCUGGCGAAGAAGAUGCUGAUGACAAAUUAAAUUCGCCAGUGUGGAGUGAAAUACAACCAGAAUCUGAUGCAGAAUUUAUGGAAGAUUAUGGACUCGUCGAAGAAGUAACUUCUGCAUCAAGAGAUAAUACAAUUCUGCCCAUCGAUUGCUAUCGUCAUUUUAUCACAGACGAAAUUAUUGAUCUGAUGGUUCGCGAAACUAAUCGAUACGCGGAGCAAUACUUGCAAACACAUGAUAUUAGCAGACGAUCAAAAAGUCAUCAAUGGAAACCAACCAAUGAUGUAGAGAUGCUCAAGUUUCUUGGAAUCCUUAUCGAGAUGGGAUUAGUACAAAUGCCGAAAUUAGAAUACUACUGGAGCAAUAGCCAGCUGUACGGAUCGGAGAUCAUUCGAAGUACAAUGGCGAGAGAUAGUGAACAGUUACCUGGUGUACAAGGAACAUUACUCAACAAACAAUAUGACUAUUCUGAAGUAUCGUGA